Eremomyces bilateralis CBS 781.70 is the source of this 1392-nucleotide messenger RNA. Its product is annotated as guanine deaminase. NCBI's taxonomy places the organism in Eukaryota, Fungi, Ascomycota, Dothideomycetes, Eremomycetales, Eremomycetaceae. The record is from RefSeq and is a predicted model, not a curated record. Gene Ontology annotation, molecular function: guanine deaminase activity; zinc ion binding. The transcript has 2 exons. Gene Ontology annotation, cellular component: cytosol. Gene Ontology annotation, biological process: guanine catabolic process. Bases 1 to 1392 code for a protein of 463 amino acids.
AUGUCUGAGUUCAAGAACGGGACAAAGAAAGUGUUCGUGGGGCCUUUUGUGCAAAGCAAGACUUUGAAAGAGUUGGAAAUUUGCAAGGACGGUAUUAUCGGAGUAGAUGAAGAAGGUCGGAUAGCCUUCGUCGAACGCAGUACUGCUGAUGUGGAGGCGGCUUUGAAGUUGCAUGGCUGGGAAAAGGUAGAGGUUAUACGGUUAAAGGAGAAUGGUUUCUAUUUUCCGGGAUUCAUAGAUACCCACAUUCACGCCUCGCAAUACCCAAAUGCAGGCAUUUUCGGCAAAUCCACCCUCCUAGAUUGGCUCAACACCUACACCUUCCCCCUGGAAGCCUCCUUCUCUGAUGUCGCCCGAGCCCGCGCAAUCUACAACCGCGUGGUCUCCCGUACUCUCUCCCAUGGUACCACCACUGCCGCCUACUACGCAACCAUCCACGUCGCCGCCACCAACCUCCUCGCCGACAUCUGCCUCGCCCACGGCCAGCGCGCCUUCAUCGGCCGCGUCUGCAUGGACUCCGCCAUCGCCCCCGACUUCUACAAAGAUGAGUCCGCCGCCCAAGCGCUCGCCGCCACCCGAGAAUCCAUCGCGCACAUCCGCAACAUCGACCCCACCCACGCCAUCGUGUCGCCGAUCAUCACCCCGCGGUUCGCGCCCGCGUGCAGCCCCGAUUGCCUGGCGCAGCUGGGCGAGCUGCACCGCGAGACGGGGUAUCCGGCGCAGACGCACAUAUCCGAGAACAUGAAUGAGGUCAAGUUGGUGGGGGAACUGUUUCCGGACGCGCGGUCGUACGCGCACGUGUAUGAUGACGCGGGGCUGUUGACGGACAAGAUGAUCUUGGCGCACGCGGUGCACCUCAACGAUGAUGAAGUGGCAUUGGUGAAAGCGCGGGACGCGAAGAUUAGCCAUUGCCCGGCAAGUAACACGGCGCUGACGUCGGGUACGGCGAAGGUGCGGAAGUAUCUGGACUACGGGAUCGAUGUGGGGUUGGGGACCGAUGUUAGUGGGGGGUUCAGUCCGAGCGUGCUGGAGGUGGUUAAGCAGGCGGUAUGGGUGAGUCGACAUGUGGCAAUGGAAGCCGGGGACGCGGUGAAGUUGUCGACGGAGGAGGCACUGUAUCUUGCAACGAGGGGAGGGGCAAAGGUGGUUGGGCUAGCCGAGCGGAUUGGUGGGUUCGAGGUUGGGAUGGAUUGGGAUGCGCAGAUGGUGUUGCUGAACGAGGUGCAGGAUAUGGAAGGCCAUGGCGAGGAUGAAGGGCCGGUGGAUCAUUUCGGGUGGGAAAGCUGGGAGGAUAAGGUCGCGAAGUGGGUGUACAAUGGGGAUGAUAGGAACACGGUUGCGGUUUGGGUUAAGGGGAGACUCGUGCAUAAGACGAGUAGGUAUCAGUCAUGA